GCGCAGUGCCGCACCGGCCCUGGCAGGCAGCAUGGAGGACGUGCUGAGACGGGAGCUGGGCACCGCGGUGCUCCGGCCGACGGGGCACUCGGGGGGCGGCUGCAUCAGCCAGGGUCAGAGCUACGAUACGGACCACGGCCGGGUGUACGUGAAGAGCAACUCCAAAGCGGAGGCCAGAAGAAUGUUUGAGGGAGAAAUGGCAAGUUUGGAAGCCAUCUUGAAAACGCAGACAAUAAAAGUGCCUAAACCCAUCAAAGUUAUAGACCUGCCUGGGGGCAGUACUCUGUUUGUGAUGGAACAUUUGGAAAUGAGAGGCUUAAACAGACAUUCAGCAAAGCUUGGAACACAGCUGGCUGAUCUCCACCUUCAUAACCAGCAACUUGGAGAGAAGCUGAAGAAAAAAGAGAGCACAGUUGGUAAAGGUCAAGGGCAAAUGGAAGUCCAGUUUGUGGAUCAAUUUGGCUUUCAUACAGUUACCUGCUGUGGCUAUCUUCCACAGGUGAAUGACUGGCAGAAUGACUGGGUGACUUUCUUUGCCAAGCAAAGAAUCCAGCCCCAGAUGGACAUGAUCGAAAAGAAUUCAGGAGACAGGGAAGCAAGAGAACUUUGGGCACAACUUCAGCUGAAGAUACCCAGUUUGUUCUGUGACAUAGAAAUUGUUCCUGCUCUUCUGCAUGGAGAUCUCUGGGGAGGAAAUGUAGCUGAGGAUGAUUCUGGUCCAAUUAUCUUCGAUCCGGCUUCUUUCUACGGCCAUUCAGAGUAUGAGCUUGCAAUAGCUGGGAUGUUUGGUGGCUUCAGCAGUUCUUUUUACUCUGCUUAUCACAGUAAAAUUCCCAAAGCUGCAGGGUUUGAGAAACGCCUAAAGCUUUAUCAGCUUUUUCACUACAUGAACCAUUGGAACCAUUUUGGUACAGGGUAUAGAGGGUCUUCUCUAAACAUUAUGAGAAACCUUGUAAAGUGACUUGCUGCUUAAGCAGACUACUUCCUAUGUUGCUUGGAAAGCCCCAUACUUGGCGGUGCAACUACAGGAGUAGUAAUGUUAAAAAAAGCUACUAGACCCUUGACCUUGUUGCACAGUUAAAGACCUAGAAUCAGUGAGUCCUGCUGAAUACCAAGUGUAACAUAGUCAUCCCUUUUUAGCAUAGUUGGGAAUAACUUUAUGAGCAGAAUAUCUAAGGAAGGAGUUUAUUCAGUUGCACAGAAGAUCUGUCAGUGUCAAGAAAGCAUCGUAUGCUUGACACUAGGCAAGGUAAUGCAAAUCAAGCACUCAAGUGUAAAUGAUUUGGAAGAAGUUCUCUCUUAGGGACCAAUUGUGCUUCAGAAUAGAGAAACACCAGGGUUUGCAUUUGUACCCUAAUGGGAAAAUUAGAGAAGUGUUUGUGAAAUGGAAGAUUGCUUUUUUCAGUUUAUGAAGAGAUGGCUAAGAAAGUUGCUUAUUGCUUUUUGCUGUCCCCCCCGACCGUCACCACCUUUAUGAUAGAUUGCUCAGAUUCUUUCAGCUCUUCAUGGCCAGUUGUGUGCAUGAGAACAAUGUUAACAAAAUAUUUUGAAAGUCAACAAGAAAAUUAUAUAAUGGGAACUGAAAAAUGAUUUGGACUUGCUAUUCAUUAUGCUAAUGUGAUUCUAUUGGGUGACUGCUUCCUGUUCUGUAACAAAGCCGUAUGAAAAUGCUUAUCAUUUUUUCUGGCAUGUACAUUUUGGUGCCUCAUGGCAUUUUUGUAGGCAGUUCUGUGCUUGCCGGUCAGUGGGCUCUUCAGCAAUUUUGUUUUCACCAGAACUAGCUCUCUCUUCUUUUUUGGAUUAUGCUUUUGUCCAAUAGUGUGCAUUCUUAAGGAUCUUUUCAGGUAAGACACUUUACAUGUACACAUCCUGUGAAGAUGUACUCUCUCACUUACAAACAGAAGAUGUACUUUUGGACUGUUGUCAUUGCCCACAGGAUAAUGCCAUCUGGUCAUGGUACAGGCUUCACCUAAAUUUUCUGUAGUUUAGACUACAGGUGCCAUAAGCUAACAUUUUUCUUCAGUCCCCACUAAGUGCACUUUGUAGCUCUUGGGAUAAGAGACAUGAAACCAAAGGAAGUUAAAAUGUAACUCACAGAACAGCAGCUCUACACCACUGUCAGAAGUUCUUUAAGAAUAGCUUUGCAGACUAGCUAUUUCUUGUAUCUGCAAGUCAGUAAUACUAAAAUUGCACUUUUUUUGGUAUAGGCUGGUAAUGAUAUUUCAGUGCAAGCGUACCAGGUAGGUGAGAGAGAUGCAUGAUUCCUAACAUGCAUUUUGAGUGUUUGGGAAUGACUUUAAUUAAUUAAAAAUGUUUUCCACUGGAUGUUGGCAGAUUAUUGAGGGUUUUUUAGUUGCUGGGUUUGUAGUUAUUUAUACAAAUUGGAAGCAAGUUUAGAGAAGACUAUCACUUGAUUUAACUUUCUCUCCUUAACUCUACUACUCUUCUCCCAGGCUGUUUAACUUUUGCUACAAAAAGUUUUAAAGCCUUGUUUGGUUAAAUAGCUUUUACUUUUACCUUGUGGCUUAAAUAAAAAGUUUCCCAGUUGA
This is a messenger RNA of Grus americana (Whooping crane), 2549 nucleotides long. It is a transcript of the gene FN3KRP, whose product is annotated as fructosamine 3 kinase related protein. Bases 32 to 961 code for a protein of 309 amino acids. The transcript has 6 exons. The record is from RefSeq and is a predicted model, not a curated record. NCBI's taxonomy places the organism in Eukaryota, Metazoa, Chordata, Aves, Gruiformes, Gruidae.